Molecule: messenger RNA, 630 nt
Organism: Saccoglossus kowalevskii
Lineage: Eukaryota; Metazoa; Hemichordata; Enteropneusta; Harrimaniidae
Product: 15-hydroxyprostaglandin dehydrogenase [NAD(+)]-like
Cellular component (GO): cytoplasm
Molecular function (GO): oxidoreductase activity, acting on the CH-OH group of donors, NAD or NADP as acceptor
Source: RefSeq, a predicted model, not a curated record
AUGGACAUCGAAGGCAAAGUUGCUUUGAUCACGGGGGCUGGGCAAGUUGAAGGAAUUGGUUAUGCCAUAGCACAGGAACUGCUCAGGAAGAAUGCUAAGGGUGUAGCCAUAUUGGAUAUUCACGAUGGAAUGGGACAAGAUGCAAAGAACGAAUUGCAGAAACAGUUCAGAAAAGCAGUAGUUAUAUAUGUACACUGUGACGUCAGUUCAAAGUCAAGUCUGGAGGAAGCAUUUGAAAAAGUGAAAACCCAUUUUGGUAGACUGGACAUUGUAUGCAAUAAUGCUGGAAUUCUGAAUGAAGACAACUGGGAGCUAACUCUAAACAUUAAUCUGAUGGGUACCAUCAGAGGCACAUAUCUGGCGCUUGAGCACAUGGGAGUAAACUAUGGUGGCAGCGGUGGGGUCGUUAUUAACACAGCAUCUACCGCCGGUGUCAUGACAACUUCUCUUUUAUCAGUAUAUGGUGCUACCAAACACGCGAUAGUGGCAUUCACGCGUAAUGUUGCAGAUAACAAUAAGUUUAAGAAAAAUAAAGUUCGCGUGUCAGCCAUCUGUCCUGCGAAAGUAGAUACACCGAUACAAGAUUUCGACAGAACCAUGAUUCCCGAUUUUGAAGAAUUCAAAUACUAA